Molecule: messenger RNA, 8172 nt
Organism: Monodelphis domestica (gray short-tailed opossum)
Lineage: Eukaryota; Metazoa; Chordata; Mammalia; Didelphimorphia; Didelphidae
Gene: MEF2D
Product: myocyte enhancer factor 2D
Biological process (GO): heart development; positive regulation of transcription by RNA polymerase II; cell differentiation
Molecular function (GO): protein dimerization activity; DNA-binding transcription factor activity, RNA polymerase II-specific; RNA polymerase II cis-regulatory region sequence-specific DNA binding
Source: RefSeq, a predicted model, not a curated record
UGUUGGGGCCCAGUUUGGCUUCUGUGACAGCUGAGAGCUGGAGAUGACAAACAAGCUGAAGGGGAGGAGAGUCUGGCUCCGAAGAUCUGACCUCCCACCCUGGGUCUUUCUUUCCAGACCCUGGACCUUGACCCCAGUACCAGCUCUCAGGUUGAAAUCUGGUUGAAGACCCCCCCCCACCCACCCAUCGCAGCUACCCACAGCCCCACCCUUGGGGUGGAUAACAAACUCCUAGCCAGAGUUUGCAGCUGUACAACAUCUGGGGAGUGGGGGGCUGCAGGAGACAGCUCUCUGUCCCCCUCUUCUGUCUCUCUCACCCAGGGUGAUUAGAGCUGGGUUAGGGAGUGGCGAAAAAAUAGGUCUGCUUGGGGCCCCUUGGCCUCCUUGUUUUAGGGACUCCAGGGGAAGGAGAACAGGAGGGACCUCACAGGCUAGCACUUUACUCUUGAUGUCUUUGUGAUCUUUCAGGUCAGGGCAAGGGGUAGGGGGGACAACACAGAUACCUGGGCCACUGCUCAAGUUCUCUGCAGGUUCUUCCAAUUCAUGUACUAAGCUCACCUGGAUCUUUCUAGCUGUAACAUUGAGUUGGAGACUAGAACAGGGAUGGGGGCAAGGGGAUGUGCUGAAGGCAAGAGUUGAAACUUCUCUGGAGUGGUAGUGGUAUCUUUGGGGAAGGGGGUGGAACCUUGUAGGACUUUGCAGUGAUGGGAAGUUCACCGUCUGGGGCAGUGACCUUGGGCCUCUCUAGUGGCUGGCUACAGGGAGGGUAGACUGGAGAGGAAUGAAAUUGGAAGUUCCGGAGCAAAGAAACUGUCUACUCUUUCCUUUCCCACCCAAACUCAUUUUCAGGGAUUUCUUUCUUUCUUUCUUUUUCUUUUUCUUUGGGGGUAGGGUGGCGCACAUGCCUGUAUGUUAUGGAUGUUGUUGCUAAGGGAAGCCAGUUUCUAACUUGAUGGGCAGGCUAUGAGGCUGGGGUAGGGGAGGAAGACUGGGAUGACCCUCCCCUCCCACCCACACACAUUUACACACCCUUCUUCCUCCCAUCUCUCCUCUUUCAACCCCUAGGGACAGGCUGCUCUAGGCCUCAAUGAUUCCAAUCGGGAAUGAAUUUCCUUCCUGUUUGCCUUCUAAGCCUGGGAAAAAUCUGUUUGGGGGCAGGCAGUGGAGAGGUGGCUUGGGAUCAGAGUGUCAGUAUCUGAAAGCCCUCUUAGACCUUCUUUUUGGGUAGGAAUCGUGUGGGCCUAUGUGAUUUGAACACCCAUGAUCCUAUUUAGUCUAUGAUAUAUGUUUGUCCUCUCCAAAGGGAAAAGGGAGAGGGCAGAGAAGGAACAGUUUCUCCCUUCUCUGGGGAAAGGAGGGUCCAGUAAUGGUCUUUCCUUUCCUAGGAGCCCAGAAUAGUUUACUGUUUGACCCAAAGUCACACUGAAGAUCUAUGACAGAACUGUCAUCCACCUGGUCCUUCCAACAAAGCCUUGUCCUGGAUGCUGAGGGAGCUAGAAGGGGUGGAAAUGAGGUUCCAGUCUUUAUGGGAGUAGGAAAAGAAGAACUCUCCUUAUGGCAUAGAUGUCGAGACAAAGGCAGAUGAUCCAGACAGAGCUCCAGACAUCAGCCUUUCGGGGUACACUUGGAGCAGAUCUUGGAGGUGGCUGUGCUGGAACUGCCCUUGAGGACCAUGAAUUAAUCUCCUGUGGGGACGAGCCUUUUCAUGAGCACACUCUAACACCACCGGCCGGUCGAGGACCCACCUCUCAGCAAGGCCUUCCCCUCCCCACCUCUCCCCAGGGUUGAGGAUCUCUGGAGAAGAUGGGGCGGAAAAAGAUCCAGAUUCAGCGGAUCACAGAUGAGCGGAACCGGCAGGUGACAUUCACCAAACGGAAGUUUGGGUUAAUGAAGAAAGCCUAUGAGCUGAGUGUGUUGUGUGACUGUGAAAUUGCCCUCAUCAUCUUCAACCACUCCAACAAGCUGUUCCAAUAUGCCAGCACUGACAUGGACAAAGUCCUUCUCAAGUACACAGAGUACAAUGAGCCCCAUGAGAGCCGCACCAAUGCCGACAUCAUUGAGACCCUGAGGAAGAAAGGCUUCAAUGGCUGUGACAGCCCCGAGCCGGAUGGGGAGGACUCCCUGGAGCAGAGCCCCCUGCUGGAGGACAAGUAUCGGCCGGCCAGUGAGGAGCUGGACGGGCUCUUCCGGCGCUAUGGGGCGCUGCACAAGAAGCACAGGGAAUGUGAGAGCCCUGAGGUGGACGAGGUGUUUGCCCUGACCCCCCAGACGGAGGAGAAAUAUAAAAAGAUAGACGAGGAGUUUGAUAAAAUGAUGCAGAGUUAUAGACUGGCCUCUGCGGUUCCAGCUCCAAAUUUUGCCAUGCCGGUCACGGUGCCUGUGUCCAAUCAGAACUCACUUCAGUUCAGCAACCCUGGAGGUUCUCUGGUGACCCCAUCACUGGUUACGUCAUCCCUCACAGACCCGAGACUCCUGUCCCCCCAGCAGCCGGCCCUGCAGAGGAACAGUGUAUCACCAGGGCUGCCCCAGCGACCAGCCAGUGCUGGGGCCAUGCUGGGAGGAGACCUUAAUAGUGCAAAUGGAGCCUGUCCUAGCCCUGUUGGGAAUGGCUAUGUCAGUGCCCGGGCCUCCCCUGGCCUCCUCCCCGUCGCUAAUGGCAACAGCCUGAGCAAAGUCAUCCCAGCCAAGUCUCCGCCCCCACCCACCCACAGUGCCCAGCUUGGGGCCCCCAGCAGAAAGCCAGACCUUCGAGUCAUCACCUCCCAGGGUGGGAAAGGGUUAAUGCAUCACUUGACUGAGGACCAUUUAGAUCUGAACAAUGCCCAACGUCUUGGGGUCUCCCAGUCCACCCACUCACUCACCACCCCUGUGGUCUCUGUGGCAACACCCAGUUUACUCAGCCAAGGGCUUCCCUUCUCCUCCAUGCCUACCGCCUACAACACAGAUUAUCAGUUGACCAGCGCAGAGCUCUCUUCCCUCCCAGCUUUCAGCUCAACUGGGGGGCUGUCGCUAGGCAACGUCACUGCCUGGCAACAGCAACAACAGCCACAGCCACCCCAGCAACAGCCACAGCCACCACAACAACCACCACCACAGCCACAGCCCCAACAGCAGCAGCAGCCGCCGCCACCGCCGCCGCCACCACCACAGCAACAGUCCCACCUGGUCCCCGUGUCUCUCAGCAACCUAAUCCCGGGCAGUCCCUUGCCUCACGUUGCUGCAGCCCUCACCGUCACCACCCACCCCCACAUCAGCAUCAAGUCAGAGCCGGUGUCCCCGAGCAGAGAGCGCAGCCCAGCACCACCAGCCCCUGCCCCCUUCCCAGCCCCAGCUCGGCCCGAGCCUGGGGAUGGCCUCAGCAGUCCUGCCAGUGCAUCCUACGAAGCUGGGGAGCGGGAUGACGGGAGGGGUGACUUCGGGCCUACCUUGGGGCUGCUCCGUCCAGCCCCAGAGCCUGACACUGAGAGCUCAGCGGUGAAGCGGAUGCGGCUGGACACCUGGACAUUAAAGUGAUGAAACUCCCCCUCCUCUAUCAACCUCCCUCUUGAAGAGUUGACAAUCUCACCGCCCCUCCCAGUCCCGGGCUCCUCCCCGCUCGACCCCUAGUUCCUUUCUCGUGCUCCGUGUCCUGUUGACGGUUACAUUUGUGUAUAAUUAUUAUUAUUAUUAUUAUAUUAUUAUUAUUAUUUUUUUAAUUUGAACUCUCGCUUCUGGGAGGGGGAAGCAUCCCCUUCUCUUUCUUCUCCCCUCUGUUUUCAUGGGGGGGAAACACUCUUUUUUUGGGGGGGAUAAUUUGCACGUUGUACACAUAUGCUGCAGGGGGGGAGGGGGGACCCCAAAAAAAAGACUUUGGGAUGGGGCAGAAGCCGAGCCCUGCAUGUGGAAACCUCCCUUCACCCCCAUCCCCAAGAGAGAGGAAGUAACCAAAAAAAACCCCAUAAAGUGAACUUUGAAACCCCAGAACUUAGUUUAGACCUGGGGGAUGUGGGUUGGAUGCCUGGGUCAACACUGUUCUGCUUGUGCUGCAGGGCCUCAAGAGGGCUGGCUGGAGUUGGGGUUAAAAUCCCCAUGGGGCUCUGCCUCUCCAGUGCUAUUCAGGAUGUUCCUAGGCUGCUUAGGUAUGGGGUGAGCACUCAGGCCUGGAACUCCAAAAUAAUUCCCAUCCGUCACUGAUUCAUGUGUAAGCUGCAUUUUCCAAAACUAAGGGGCAGGGGGUCGAGUUGAAGUUGUAGUGUAGGGGCAGCUGGCCCUGGCAUCCAGGAGAUAUCAUCUCGAAUGCUGGGAAGUCUAGUGUUGGGUGGGAUGGAGAGAGACAACCUCCCCACUGACGCUGCCACUCUCUACCGGACUGGGAGGAACUUUGGAGUCUCUCCCUCUCUACAAAUGGAAGAGGGUGGGGAUGGAAUAGGGGGCCACCUCAUAGCACAGUGGGUGUGGGGCAGAGAUGUGGGAUACCCCUUCCUUAGGCAUUAGUGGAGGAUCCUGGUGGUGGAAAGAGAGGAGGUCCUCUUUUCCCUCCUCUGGGGUCUUCUUCUAAAAUAUACAGUGCAAUAGCAUCCCUUCCCUCACUCACCUCUUUCACUCUGGCUCCCUAAUUUCCGACCCCAUCCUUCUGCCCGUGGUGCUGGCCUAUAAAAUUAAGCCUCAACCUGGAGGGGAUGGGGCAGAGCCAAUCUUAAUUACGCUGGUAGAACCUGGGAAAGCAACUGAGGAUGGUGAGCAUCUGCUACCCUUCCUCCUUCUCCGCCUGGACCCUCACCCUAGCAGUCCCAGACUGGCUUAAGGAAAGGCUAACUGGGAUAUUAGGAGGACCUGGGCAACAUCCGUAGCAAGAGGGGUCUGUUAGGGUCAGGGAAGAUCAAGAUAUCCUUUUAUCAUGGAAGUUGUGGAAAGGGGGAGGGACAUAUGCCCAUUUCCCCAAUCACAUAUGAUCAUGCACCAGAGGCCUGGGCCCCAGGAGAACCCACAUUUUCCCAGAGACAGGGUAUGAGGUGGGAUGGAGCAAAGCUGCCAAGCCUCACUUCCAGUUCUAGCCAUGUCCUAGGGUGUGCCCACUUUCUUAGCCUCGAUGCACCUUGGCCCUCCUCUCCUCGAGCCCCACCUCCCCAUCCCCACCAGCUUGCUACCUCCUGCUCCCUACCACCAUCACCACCUCCUCUCCCCCCCAACUCCCCUUUGCCACCACACCCCAUCUUUCCCUCGGCUACUGUAAUUGUAAAUAGCAACUUUGGAAAUGUUGGCUAUGUAACAGUCCAGGAAACUGUUUUUUUGUUGUAUUGAUAUGAAAUGAAAUUCUAUUUUUGUCAAAGUAUAUUGUAAUAAUAAUGACUCUGAAACGGCCCGUAGUGUACAGAUGAGAUUGUUCUUCUACUGUUGUUCUUGCCCUCCUCUCAUCCCACUUUUGCCCCUUUUAUUUUCUCCCCAGAUGUGUGAAGCUGGGGAGAGGGGGGGCAGAGAGGGAGCCAGAGCCGGAGGCCCUUGGAUCUUUGGCUGUAUCUAAGAUCAUUAGGGAGCUGGGAGGAGUCCCCCAGCGUCUCCCACUUCCAUACCUACUCAUAGAGGUAAAGGGGACAGUGGAGAGUGCUGGGUUGUCUUCCCCAUUCUUUCAGACAUUGAUGCUUGGCUUGUGCCCUCAGUGCCCAAGGGCAAGGGGCUUUGUCUUGGGUCUCUCAUCAGAAUUGAAACAUAGAGGUAGCAGAAGCCUAAUUCUAUUGACUAUUUACCCACCUCAGAGACCUAGCCAUUUGCAGUAUUCUGAAACUCAUCAUGGGGAGGAACCUGAAGCACAGAGAGAGAGAGAGAGAGAGAGAGAGAGAGAGAGAGAGAGAGAGAGCUCGAGCGUGUGCGUGCGUGCGUGCGUGUGGUGUGGUGUGUGUGUUAGUGGGUGCAUACACGUCUUUGUAUGUGUUUGUAAAGUUUGUAAAGCUGUCCAGCAUUUCAGCUUCUGAUCUUCCCAACUCUGUUCUCCCAAAAGUCCUUCAUCACCAUAUUUUUUUCUUGCUGCAACCAGCUCUUUGUUCACUCAUUUAUUAAUUCAGUAAGCAUUUUAUUAAGCACUUAUUGUGUACCAGAUGCUGGGAGAGAUACAAAGUUUAGAAAAGGCAAGAUCCCUGUCUUUCUGGACCUCACAUUUCCUCUACUCAGAGAGUCAUCUUUACUUGCUAAAUUAUAACACUGAUUAUUUUUCUAUGUCCAUUUUUAAGGAGGAUUUUGCGGCUGGUCCCGCCUGGCUUUCUCAUUUGGUCCUGUCUUUCCAACCUUACCCCCAAGGAAUUGUCUUGCUCCAGCUAGCCUGGGUUCUUUUCUGUCUCCCAAGCAUGUCUUGGAUUUUCUUACCCCUCUACCCGUGUUCAUCCUUGGAAUGUGCUGUCCUCUCCCAGAGUCCUCCCUUUCCCCCAAAUUGAGAUCCAAAUGGUCCUAUCUCCUGAAUAAUUCUGAGGUCUCAGUGAUUGUUCCCUCCUUAUUCCUUUAGAGCAGUGGUUCUCAAACUUUUUGGCCUCUGGAUUUUUAAAAAUUAUUAAGGACUCCAAAGUUUUGUUUAGGUGGUUUAUACUCUCUCUCCAUCUUUACCAUAAUAGAAAUAAAAACAUCUUAGUGUUAUUAUGAACAUUGCUUUGACCACAUGAUCUCUCAUGAGAGUCUGAAGACCCCAAGCCACACUUGGAGAAUUGCCGGCCUAGAGCAUAUUGUGCCACCCUGCUGUAGCACCCCCCCCCCCCCAUGCCCAUCUUCCUAGUUAAGGGUAUCUUAUUUAUCUUUGUCUCCAGCCCUGCCCUCCCACCCUUACUCAUAGCCCAGUACCUCCCCUUUUUUGGGCCAGACUUACCUCCUACCUGGCUCCAUCCUGCUCUCCUAGGUUGAGCUACCCUACCACUAAAUACCCCAGGGAAUCCUUCCUUUCCUCUCCCCUCCGUGUGUGUGUGUGUGUGUGUGUGUGUGUGUGUGUGUGUGUGUGUGUGUGUGUCUGGGUGUGUCUGGGUGUGUCUGGGUGUGUCUGUGUGUGGUGUGUCUGUCUGUCUGUCUGUCUGUCCCUGGCCCUGACUGUACAGUGUUUUGCCUUAUGUCUUACAGUGGCAUUUCUGAUGUUGGAUAACUCUGUGUAUGGAUAUGAGGGCACCCCAGUGUAUUAGCCAGGUGUGUGUGUGUGUGUGCACGCGUGCGCAAGGUUGUGCGUGUUUGGAGAUUUUUAAGGGGGAGAUGCUAUAUGAUUGUGUGUCUGUUACAUUUCUGCAGUUCAGUAUCUCAGUGUUUAUUACAGGACUUUCCAGCCAGAUUAGCAAUCCCCCUUGGAGCCUGGCCCUUCUCGGUGGCUUGGUGACUCCCCUCCAUUAGCCAAACUCACACCUCUUCCUAGCCCCUCCCCCAAGAACUGGGCAUUUGCCAAAGCAACCACUGGAGACAGCCAACACCCCUCACCUCCACCCUCCAAUUUUUAGACAGCUAUCAGGGAAGACGGGUGAGAGGAACCCCCCCCCAACAAAACACCACCACCCCUUACAACAGUGCACUAAAUAGAGCGGUGAGACCGAUCCCCAAUCCUAAUCCUCCCCACCUUGGACAGAAAGGAAGCAAUGCACUUCUCUUACUGUUUAUUUAUUUGUUUGGAAAGGCAGAGAUGAUGUAAAAGUGUAUCUAGAAAUAUCUAUAUCACUAUAUAUUUUUAACUGACUCUUCAAGAUCCCUUGAGGGGGUAGGGGCGAGUUUAAGGUUCCAUUGGGGGGGUGGAACCUGGGAACUCCUAGCUUUACCUUCUGCCCCCCUCCCUUGAAACAUUGGUAGGAGGGAUGGGAUUGGGUGGGGCUGGACUGUUUUUGAUGGAGAAUCUGGAUUCUCUUGUGUCCCUCCCCAGCCCCCAUCUAAGGGGUGUGGAAAACUCAAGGAGGAAUUCCACCCUCUCCCCAACCCUCUCCCCACUCCCAAACCUGACAAUCACCCACUCCCCUAUGGCUCUGACUGGGUCCUGGGGGCGGGGGGAGUCGAAAGUGUGUGGCUGUUGAUUUGUUUUCAAUAUUUCUUUCUGUGCUGUAUGGUGAUGCUUUCUUGGUAUUCUACACAAUAAGAAAAGACAAAAAAGUCCUCAAGUUCUUAUGAGUUUUGUUUGAAAACUCUUUCACUAUAUUUGUUGUAAAGAGGUUUACUAUUAAAAGAAAAAAAAAUACACGUUUCUGAUAA